UUAACACAACAUCGUAAAUCAACUACAAUAAAAUAAAUUACAAAAAAAGAAAGAAAUCCAGAGAAGGAGGAAUCAUGUAAAUCUUCCCCGUAGACUUUGAAAGGCCCACCAUCAACGACAAAAGCCAAAAUCGAAUGAAGAGUGGAGCAGUGAUAUGUCCUCUAUUUUUACUUAUUUUUGAAGGUCUUCCUUCCCGACUUCUCGCUGUCCUUUAGUUCAAGGAGAACGGUGGGUGGAGAUGGGAAUCAACUGUUUGGUAAAUAAGGUACCCAAAUGGAUUUGCAAACUCAUGCUCCAUCCUCUUCCAGGCCCCCCACAAAGAAAUGACGCCGUUGUUCCAAUAUUCGCGCUGACAGCUUGGCUCUGGGCUCCUUAUAUUAAGGCUGUAUCUGGAAAUGUGGCCGUCCGGCACCAGAGCUCAAUUCAUGGCGCAAAGCCAGCAAUGUCCCAAACAUCUUCACCCGAGGUUGAGACAGAGAAAUAGGGUUUUCUCACCAACCCUAAGGGUGGCCCCCUAAAAACAGCCAAGAGAGCAGGACCGAUGCAGAAUCCGAUUUCUCAGCGGUUUGCGGGGUUCUUGGCGCCAAAACAAACCAUCGGGUCCGUCCCCUGCCGGAACUAUAAGACACGUAAUCGAUAAUCCUCCGCCUCGCUAAAUAGUCCUGUCUAAAAUGUCUCGGAUACACACUAUUUUAUCUCAAAGCCCUUCCGAGCAUAGAAAAUGAGCCUCUGGGGUACACCACCCUUCUUUCUGAAUGCAAAUGUGGGUUUUCUAAUCGUUUUCUCUUCAUAGAUUCCUCCGCCAGAAAUUAUAUUCCCCGAGUCUGCACUUCCGGGUCCGCCAUUUUGCUGCCUCCAUUUCUCCGCGAGGGGGGGGUUAAAGGCCCCCAAAAUAUGCAUAUGUGAAAAGGUCAAAAAGUAACCGUCAGUGACAGGGAGUCUUAACUAGAGAAGGAAACAGGACCAAACUGGCGGGCUCGGUGAAAACACAGCCGGCAGCGUCCCGGACGAGGAGAUGUCUUUGGUGGACUUGGGGAAGAGGUUGCUAGAAGCAGCAAGAAAAGGCCAAGAUGAUGAAGUGAGAACAUUGAUGGCAAAUGGUGCCCCAUUCACCACAGACUGGAAUGGUGCAGAUGUGAAUGCCAAGGACAUGCUGAAGAUGACAGCUUUGCACUGGGCCACAGAGCACCACCAUCGAGAUGUUGUAGAGCUACUUAUCAAAUAUGGAGCUGAUGUCCAUGCUUUCAGCAAGUUUGAUAAAUCUGCCUUUGACAUAGCCCUGGAGAAAAACAAUGCUGAGAUUCUGGUCAUCCUUCAGGAAGCAAUGCAGAAUCAGGUGAAUGCUAAUCCUGAGAGAGCCAACCCUGUGACUAUGGGUACCCCAUUCAUCUUCACGUCAGGAGAAGUUGUCAACCUUGCAAGCCUUGUUUCUUCAGCCAGCACCAAAACAACCUCAGCUAAUUCAGAGGAAAUCAUAGAAGGAAAUUCUGUUGACUCAUCAAUCCAGCAAGUGGUGGGGAGUGGAGGCCAGAGGGUCAUCACCAUAGUGACCGAUGGAGUCCCUCUGGGUAAUAUCCAAACUGCAAUCCCUACUGGAGGCAUUGGCCAGCCAUUUAUUGUAACUAUGCAAGAUGGACAGCAAGUUCUAACUGUACCUGCUGGUCAGGUUGCAGAGGAGACUGUCAUUGAAGAAGAGGCAGAAGAAGCAGAGAAAUUGCCACUGACUAAGAAACCAAGGAUAGAAGAGAUGACAAACAGUGUGGAGGAAAGCAAGGAAGGCACUGAAAGAGAGCUACUUCAGCAGCAACUCCAGGAGGCUAAUCGAAGAGCCCAGGAAUACCGACACCAGCUCCUAAAGAAAGAGCAGGAGGCAGAACAGUACCGCCUCAAGCUAGAGGCCAUGGCCCGACAACAGCCCAAUGGAGUUGAUUUCACCAUGGUUGAAGAGGUGGCUGAGGUAGAUGCUGUAGUAGUUACAGAGGGGGAGAUGGAGGAGAGAGAGACAGAAAUGACUGGAGCAGUAGGGACCACAGAGCCUCAUACUGGAGUUUCCAUGGAAACUGUUUCAACUUAAUGUGCAAGGGCCACAGCUUGUGCUGUGUCCAUCUUUUUCCUCUUUUUAAAAGAAAAUACAAAGGACAAACAUUGUAUAAAAAUUAAGAAUGUCCUAAAGAAGAAAACUAUAGCAGGGUACAGAGUUUGGGCUCAGGAAGGCUCUCUAUGCAACUGGAAAAUUCAAAGCCAAAUUUAGGGAACAAGUCUUCUGAGGGACCAAAAGAAUAAGGACCAAAUUUCUCAGCUCACAUCAUUGCUUGAAGCAUAGAGGUAAAAGAAUCCUGGAUGUUGCAGAUUGAUUGUUUUUUAAAUAACUGACUUUCUAUCAAAAGAUUUUAAAAUAAUAUCCCUAAUAUGGACACGCCCAGAGCCUUUAAUAUUAUAGUUGUACCAUCAAGUGACCUGAAACUUUGCCUUAGGUUUAUGAUGUGUACCUGUUAGAGGAGAAACUUAAUUGGGAGGAGGGAUUAGACGCAAGUUUUGGGGAAGAGAAAGAAAUAUAUUCCACUUCCGAAGGAGCGGGCAGGCACUCCCCACUAUCCUGAGUUAAUUUCACUGAAAAGAAAUGUGUGAUUGCCUGACUAAAUUUGCAUCCAUUGUGUGUCCAUAGCUCAGAUGCCAGUUUAAGAAACUGAAAUAGAAUUUUUAAAAACUGGAAAGGAGAGAAGUGUAUAUAAAUCCAAAAUCCUCCAGGCUGUGCCUCUGCAAUGCUGGAAAGUGGCCAGAAAGAGGCUCGUGGGGUUAGGAAACAAUCUGAUCCUGAGAUACCAACUUUGCUCUGGCUGGAUUUUAUGAAAUUGCAAUCAGGAGGGUAGUCUGUUGUCAGAACAACUUGCUUCCAACCAUUUAUUUAUGUAAUGUCAAGCUUUAAUAUCAACUUUUUAAUUUUAUAAAACUUUGUUGAGUUUUCUAAGUGUGCCUUUCUGUGGAACUUACGUGGUAUCCUCUCAUAUGCAAGAAAAGACGGGGAGAGAUGAAUGCUGAGGACGUUGUAUAGCUUUCUCCAUCUUAUUUGGGUUGAGUAAAUCGCUCUAUUUCCUUAAGGUCAGGCCUUGUGCAGAGCUUUUGUGCCUUAUAGGUGCUCAGUGUGUGCUGGCAGAGGGAGUGAGAACUACCAGUGCCGUAAUGUAAGGAACCAAAGAUUCUGACCAGAUGCUUCGUCACCUUACUGUCUUCUCUCCCACUAUGCCUGCUCCCUUUGCCUAUAUACUUUUGAAAGUGUUUCAUUGCUGGGAUUUCUUGGAGUUUUUUUUAAAAAAAAGGGAAUACGGAUGGAGAGAGAGGGGUUAUGGAGAGGUCAUCAUCCUGGACUUGCUUGCUUUGUUGUAAAUUAGAAGCAACCAGAGGGAGCUGUGCCAAGUAAACAUUUGAAUGACUGUUUAGAAUGUGGUUUUCUUAAUUAUCAAUCACGGGGAAAACAUACAUUUUUAAUUUGGAAUAAAAUGUGACAGUUAACAUGGUUCUGUUUACCUUGAUUAGUGAAGCAAUUUGCUGCAGUUUUCCAGAGGUGCAGAAUCAUUUGGGGCUCAAAAUAGACUGAAAACAUAACUCCCCAAACCAAAUUUAACAAACAGAAUUGGCUAUUAGAGGUUUAUAGACAAAAAUAUCAGUUUUUUUUGUUUGUUUUUUUAAAAUUUAUUUAUUUAUUUAUUUUGGCUGCGUUGGGUCUUUGUUGAUGUGCGCGGGCUUUCUCUAGUUGA
Messenger RNA from Balaenoptera musculus (blue whale), 3755 nucleotides. It is a transcript of the gene GABPB2, whose product is annotated as GA binding protein transcription factor subunit beta 2. Gene Ontology annotation, molecular function: protein binding; transcription cis-regulatory region binding. Bases 1016 to 2074 code for a protein of 352 amino acids. NCBI's taxonomy places the organism in Eukaryota, Metazoa, Chordata, Mammalia, Artiodactyla, Balaenopteridae. Gene Ontology annotation, biological process: positive regulation of transcription by RNA polymerase II. Gene Ontology annotation, cellular component: nucleus. The record is from RefSeq and is a predicted model, not a curated record. The transcript has 7 exons.